GAACGAGCGCAGGCUUUUAUGUGACACAAGUGGAAAUUACAACGAGGAUCCGAGAAGCCGACAGUCACUGAUCAUUCGUAUUCCAGAAUUGUCGGAAUUUAGCCCGAAGCCCUCCGUUUAUUUAGUGAUCUAUUUAUUGAUUAAUAUUUACUUGAUUUUUAUUACCAGGCGAAACAAAGAUGAGCGAUACACUAUACUUCGGCCUGACGCUGACCUACUCUUUACUGAUCGCGGUCAACCUGGUUGGUAACACUAUGGUCAUUGUGGUUGUUGUGCGAAACAAAUCCAUGCAAAGGUCAAUCAACUAUCUGCUCGUGAACCUAGCGGCUUCGGACAUGACUGUCGCGAUUUUCGCCAGCAUUCAAUUUAUCGUCGAGCCGACGCUCUCUCGCGUUGAGCCUUUUACAGCGAAUUUCCUCUGCAAGUUCGUGACUGGUGGAACACUGGGCUGGGUCGGUGCUACAUGUUCCAUCUUUAAUUUAGUUGGUAUUAGCAUCGAGCGGUACUACGCCGUAAUUGUUCCACAUCGCCACUGCGGGAAACUUACUUAUGACAAGCUCAGGAUCUUUAUAUUCGUCAGUUGGACGUUAGGUCUUAUUUGGGCCAGUCCUGGUUUCUUUAUAACUACUUACAUAACAGAAUCCCAAAUGUGUGGACAUCACUGGCCGAAGGCGAUCUACGCAAAGAUUUACACCGUGGGAUGGUCUCUUGUGGCCGGCAUCAUACCCAUAGGAAUCAUGGGAUCAUUGUACUACCGAAUCAUUUAUCGUCUUUGGUUCACAAAAGACAACACCACAGAGGUUACCCAGAAGGCACUGCUCCGCUACAGGCGGCGCUUAACGAAAAUGGUGAUUGCAGUGACAAUAAUCUAUGCCCUGUGCUGGGGUCCUGAGCUCAUGAUCUACUUACUUGGCUUUCUUGGCGUGUUCACGUUAAAGGCAAUUCAUCACGGAGUAGCAUUCGCUUUCGUUGUGUUUAAUUCUUGUGUUAAUCCUAUCGUUUAUAGUUUUCAAAGUGGACAGUUUAGGACUCAUCUAUGGGCCUUAAUUCGUUGCCGAAAACGCGGUGGUCGAGCCAUUUACCCAAUGAAGAGUUUUUGAAAGUCAGGCACGGAAUUAACAGCGCAGUCCAAUCAACACAGCUAUAUGGCUGUACUACAUGCAAUUCUUCUCACAAUUGUAGAUAGUAUUCGAUUUUAACGAGUAAUUUCUC
Messenger RNA from Orbicella faveolata, 1212 nucleotides. Its product is annotated as QRFP-like peptide receptor. NCBI's taxonomy places the organism in Eukaryota, Metazoa, Cnidaria, Anthozoa, Scleractinia, Merulinidae. The record is from RefSeq and is a predicted model, not a curated record. Gene Ontology annotation, molecular function: G protein-coupled receptor activity. Gene Ontology annotation, cellular component: membrane. Gene Ontology annotation, biological process: G protein-coupled receptor signaling pathway.